Molecule: messenger RNA, 2275 nt
Organism: Diachasma alloeum
Lineage: Eukaryota; Metazoa; Arthropoda; Insecta; Hymenoptera; Braconidae
Product: activin receptor type-2A
Exons: 2
Coding region: 166-1740 (524 amino acids)
Biological process (GO): activin receptor signaling pathway; protein phosphorylation; cellular response to growth factor stimulus
Cellular component (GO): plasma membrane; activin receptor complex
Molecular function (GO): activin receptor activity; ATP binding; activin binding
Source: RefSeq, a predicted model, not a curated record
CAUCAUUGGAGCCGCAACGUCAACCCUCUGAGGGCUAUAACUCAUCGAAUCAACCAAAAUCCCUCAGAUCUAGUUCAACACUCAAAAUGUAAACAUCGCAACAGGAGAAUACUAGUCCAAAACAGUGAUUGUAGUUGGUGAUUUCGUACGAUACAAACCUCAGCGAUGGCAAUUUCUCUGCGAAUAACGUUGUCUCUCGGCUUCGUCUUCCUGUUUCCAUCAGGAAUAGCCGUCACUAAAAAUCCGAAAGGAGCAACGUACUGCGAGUUUUACAAUGCAAAUCUCUGCGGAAAAUCCGCGACAGAAUGCCCAAAGCGUGAAGAAUGUCCACCUCCAUCGCCGGGUAAAAGAAAUCACUGCUACGUACUGUGGCAGCACAAUAAUGUGACAAAAACAUCCACUUUAAAAAUGAAGGGCUGUUUUUUCGACAGCAAAGAGUGCUAUGACAAAGUGCAAUGUGUGGAAAAUAAUAUCGACAGGAUGAAGCAGAUGUUCUUUUGCUGCUGUGAUGGAAAUAUGUGCAAUGAUAAUUACAAAUGGGAUCCAAAGCCUGUAGACAAAAAUAUUAUAAAUGGAGAUUCUGAAGCAGAUCAGAAUCCUGAUCUAAUAUUUAUGACGACGGUGCUGUCUGUGUCAUUAUCCAUCUCCAUUCUUACUAUUGUAUUGUUCUUGCUCUAUUGUCACUACAAACGUAAGCAAUUUAGCCACGACAAUCACCCAUCCCCAUUGGAACUCAUUCUUCAGGAACAAUCAUCACCAAAUUUAGAUUUGCGGUCAAUACAAUUAGUUGAAAUGAAGACGAGAGGAAGGUUCGCCGCAGUUUGGAGAGCGGAAUUCAAGAAUGAGACUGUUGCUGUGAAGAUUUUUCCGAAUAAGGGCAAACAGUCGUGGCAAACAGAGCAGGAGAUUUUUAGAUUACCGCACAUGCAUCAUGAAGAUAUUUUACAUUUCAUUGGUUCAGAGAGAAAUCAUGAUGACUUGAAAACGGAAUUCUGGCUGGUUACGGUGUAUCAUGAAAAGGGUUCGUUGUAUGAUUAUUUGAAAGCUAACGUUGUUACCUGGUCGGAGACGUGCAAAAUUGCGGAAUCCAUAGCCAGGGGGUUGAUGCAUCUUCAUGAGGAGAUACCAGCUGACAAGGUUCAUGGACAGAAACCAGUGGUUGCUCAUCGGGAUUUCAAGUCGACGAAUGUUCUUCUCAAGGCUGAUAUGAGGGCUUGCAUUGCGGACUUUGGACUGGCACUUGUUUUUCAUCCGGAUAAGCUGUGUGGAGAUACUCAUGGACAGGUCGGCACACGUAGAUACAUGGCUCCAGAAGUACUUGAGGGAGCCAUAAACUUCACUCGAGACUCAUUCCUACGAAUUGACAUAUACGCCUGUGCUCUAGUUCUCUGGGAAUUAGCAUCUAGAUGUGCUGCUCACGAUGGACUAAUUGGAGAGUACACAUUGCCGUUUGAAGAAGAAAUUGGUAUGCAUCCAACACUGAUGGAUAUGCAGGAGAUUGUGGUGCAUAACAAGGUACGCCCAUUGAUCUUGGAAUCGUGGAGGAAACAUUCCGGACUUCUUGCCCUGUGUGAUACAAUUGAGGAGUGCUGGGAUCACGAUGCCGAGGCCAGACUCUCAGCUUCGUGUGUCACCGAGAGAAUUUCUGGUCUUAGCCAGAGUCUAGAUGUUGAUUUUUCAACUGUGAUUAAGGUAGACAAUAUUGAUAGAUCGAUGGACAUCAAAGGAUUUGACAUGUGAUCAGUUUUCAUUUUAAUUUUUUUAAUUUUUGAUUUCUUUAUAUGCAAUUUUCUUUGGUAAUGCUAUCAUAUGACAGAUUGUUGGAGAUUGUGCGUGACUUGAUGAAUUUCAUGUAGAAUUUACUUUCUCCUCAUAUAAUUUUUGGUGUUGCGUGAGAGAAGGGAUAUAAUACAAAAAGAUUCUUACGUACCCGUUCAUUCGUAUCAAAUUCUUGACAAUGAAAAUGAGAAAUAAUUAUCCUGAAAUGGAAUUUUAUUAAUUUUUUAAAAUUAAAUUUUGGAUUUUUAUCGUUCUCACGGGGAUCGAAUAAAAUACCAAGGGAUCAUUGUUCACAAAAAGAUUUUUUUAUUACUUUAAUAUAUCAUCAAAUUUUUCAAUUUACAUUUCUAAUAAUUGUAGAACAAGAAUGUAAUGUAACAAUUUUCCACAGUGCUUUGAUAACAUAGCAGUAUAUGAAGAGUAAAAUAAUAAUAAUUGGUAUGAGCGAAAAAUUCAGAAUUGAAAAAAUGUAGAAUUGAAAAAUACUUAUUAUUAU